UAGACGUGCAGCGACUGCUGCAAGAAGAUUUAUUUUUGUAAACAACUUUUCUUUACACAGGAAAUACCGCGUUUUAAUUUUUGGAACAAAGAAAAAAAUAUAUAUAUAUUUUAAACUCAAACCCCUUUCCUUUACACAAUUCUUUUUUAAAUGCACAAAAGAUUUUGCAACAUCGCUACAAAAAUCAGAAUUAUUGCGUUUGCAAAAACGCAGCUGUUCAACAUACAUAGGAUAUAUUAAUAUUUAAUAUUUGAGAUAUCUGCCACGCAGUUUUUAAAAGCUCUGCUGUUCCUGUGUGUGUCUGCUAGGGGGCAGUGCUGAGUGAACGUCGCCAUGGUCAAACUGACGAAGCCCAAAACGUUCCAGGCCUACCUGGAUGACGGCCACCGCAGGUACAGCUGCGUGCACUGCAGAGCGCACCUCGCGAACCACGACGACCUCAUCUCCAAGUCAUUUCAAGGCAGUCAGGGACGUGCUUACCUCUUCAACUCCGUGGUGAACGUGGGGUGCGGUCAGGCGGAGGAGAGGAUUCUCCUGACAGGGCUGCACGCUGUCGCUGACAUCUACUGUGAGAACUGCAACACCACGCUGGGCUGGAAAUACGAGCAAGCUUACGAGAUGAGUCAGAAGUACAAGGAGGGCAAAUUCAUCAUAGAAGUGUCGCACAUGAUAAAGGACAACGGCUGGGAUUAGAGAGAGAGAGCGAGAGGAGACGACAGAGAGCGAGAGAGAAAGGGAGAGGGAAGGAGAGACGACAGAGAGAGAGAGGGAGGAGACGACAGAGAGCGAGAGAGAAAGGGAGAGGGAAGGAGAGACGACAGAGAGAGAGAGAGGGAGGAGACGACAGAGCGAGAGAGAAAGGGAGAGGGAAGGAGAGACGACAGAGGGAGAGGGAAGGAGAGACGACAGAGAGGGAGAGGGAGGAGACGACAGAGAGCGAGGAGGAAGGGAGAGGGAAGGAGAGACGACAGAGAGAGGGAGAGGAGACGACAGAGCGAGAGGG
Messenger RNA from Acipenser ruthenus (sterlet), 1003 nucleotides. RefSeq names its product protein yippee-like 3. The coding region runs from base 334 to 693 and encodes 119 amino acids. The transcript is spliced from 5 exons. Lineage: Eukaryota; Metazoa; Chordata; Actinopteri; Acipenseriformes; Acipenseridae. The record is from RefSeq and is a predicted model, not a curated record.